Messenger RNA from Oncorhynchus kisutch (coho salmon), 7468 nucleotides. RefSeq names its product PHIP subunit of CUL4-Ring ligase complex (gene phip). The record is from RefSeq and is a predicted model, not a curated record. Gene Ontology annotation, molecular function: protein binding. The transcript is spliced from 40 exons. Lineage: Eukaryota; Metazoa; Chordata; Actinopteri; Salmoniformes; Salmonidae. Gene Ontology annotation, biological process: regulation of cell shape; cytoskeleton organization; regulation of transcription by RNA polymerase II. Bases 195 to 5729 code for a protein of 1844 amino acids. Gene Ontology annotation, cellular component: nucleus.
AUCGAUGCGAUGUGUUGUGGAGGGUUGAGCCCCUUCGGAGGGCCUAUUUGACGGAAGCGCGGAGGGGUUUGUAUGGUGGCCGGGCCUGGCUGUUUAGCGGUGGUACGGUCCUGAAUGGAGGAAGUGUUUUCCUGCGGGGUAAACAGUGACAGCUAUAGGGCAGACUCCCUCAGCCCCCUAAAAACAAAUCGAAAAUGGAUUCAGACAGUAAACUGGUCGCCCAGCUGAAUUCUGAACUCUACUUCCUAAUCGCCCGCUUUCUACAGUCUGGACCGUGCCAGAACGCAGCAGAGACGUUGAUCCGGGAGGUGGAGGAGAAGGAGCUACUGCCCACACGACGGGACUGGACGGGGAAGGAGCACCCAGGGAGAUACGAAGAUUUGGUGAAGCUGUAUGGCCACAUCAGUCCGGACCACCUGCUGCAGGUGUGCCAGAGGGUGUGUCCUCUUCUGGAGGAGGUGGUUCCUGCCAGCGUCCCCGGGAUCCACAGUCUGCUGGGGGCAGGGCGACAGAGCCUGCUACGCACCAAUAAGAGCUGUAAGCAUGUGGUGUGGAAGGGUUUGGCCCUGGCAGCACUGCACUGUGGUAGGCCCCCUGAGCCGCCAGUCAUCUAUGGGAGCCCGCCCAGCAUCGUGGAGACAGGUCACGGCCGUCGUCUGAUUGGUUCGUACCGACUGGGUCAGCUUCUCCCCACUGCUGUCUACUCACACAUGAAGAUGCACAAGAGGAUUCUGGGACAUCUGUCCUCUGUCUACUGCGUCACCUUCGACCGCACUGGACGGCGCAUCUUCACCGGUUCAGAUGACUGCCUGGUGAAGAUUUGGGGGACGGACGAGGGCCGUCUACUGGCAACGCUGAGAGGACACGCUGCUGAGAUCUCCGACAUGGCCGUGAGCUAUGAGAACACCAUGCUAGCUGCAGGUAGCUGUGAUAAGACCAUCAGAGUAUGGUGUCUUCAGACCUGUGUUCCUCUAGCAGUACUGGAAGGACACUCUGCAUCCAUCACCUCUCUACAGUUCUCUCCUUUGGUCAGCGGUUCUAAGCGGUUCCUGUCCUCCACCGGAGCCGACGGGACCAUCUGCUUCUGGCAGUGGGACGCACGCACUCUCAAGUUCGGUCAGGGGCCUGGUAAGUUCACGGAGCGGUCCAGACCUGGAGUUCAGAUGAUCUGCUCUUCCUUCAGCGCAGGGGGUAUGUUCCUAGCUACAGGUAGUACAGACCACAUCAUCAGAGUGUUCUACUUCGGUUCUGGACAACCACAGAAGAUCUCUGAGCUGGAGUCACACACUGAUAAAGUGGACAGCAUCCAGUUUUCAAACUGCAGUGACAGGUUUGUGAGUGGCAGCAGGGAUGGUACAGCUCGUAUCUGGCAGCUCCAUCAGCAGGAGUGGAGGAGCAUUCUACUGGACAUGCAGGCCAAGUUACCAGGGAAGUACAAUCCCCCUCCGCUGGAGGACAAGGUGACCAAGCUGAAGGUUACCAUGGUAGCCUGGGAUCGUCACGACAACACAGUCAUCACCGCUGCCAACAACCUGACGCUCAAAGUCUGGAACUCCACCACCGGAAACCUCAUCCACAUACUGAUGGGUCAUGAGGACGAGGUGUUUGUCCUGGAGCCACACCCCUUUGACCCCCGCAUCCUGUUCAGCGCCGGGCAUGAUGGGAAUGCCAUCGUCUGGGACCUGGCCCGAGGGGUCAAGAUACGAUCCUACUUCAACAUGAUUGAAGGUCAAGGCCAUGGGGCGGUAUUCGACUGUAAGUGUAGUCCUGAUGGACAGCACUUUGCUGCUACAGACUCACAUGGUCACCUGCUCAUCUUCGGCUUUGGUUCCAGCAGCAAGUAUGACAAGAUAGCAGAUCAGAUGUUUUUCCAUACUGACUACCGCCCGUUGAUCCGCGAUGUUAAUAACUACGUGUUGGACGAGCAGACCCAGCAGGCACCACACCUCAUGCCCCCUCCCUUCUUGGUGGACGUGGACGGGAACCCCCACCCUCCUCCAUACCAACGCCUCGUACCCGGACGGGAGAGCUGCAGAGACCAACAGCUCAUACCACAGAUGGGAGUCACCUCCUCAGGCCUGAACCAGGUGGUCAGUGAACAGGCUGUUGAAGGAGCCUCUCCUCUAGACAACAUGAUUCACAGACUUCAACAGGAGCAGGACCAGAGACUGUCUACCGACACACACAACAGAGAGGUUCACUCCCCCCCCAACGUGGGUCUGCGUCGCAGUGGUCAGAUCGAGGGUGUGAGACAGAUGCACAGCAAUGCCCCCCGGAGCCAGAUGGCCACAGAGACAGACCUGGUAGCAUGGAGCAGGAGGGUACUGGUCCCUGAGCUGGGGGACGCUGAGCUCAGGAAACAGCUAAACUGGAGGGAGGCUAAAGGAGAGGAGGAGAUCAGUGUCUACAGAUCAGAGGGGAGGAGACACACUGCCCACCUACACAGAGAGAGCAAGGUAUCCUCUCCAGACUGUGUAGGGGUGGAGGAGGGGAGGAGAAGUCAUGGUAACCAUGGCUACCAGACGCGUGCGGCUGUGGAGGAGACGAGUCGGCACAGCGCUGAGAUUGCUGAUGAUGACGACAACAACAGCAUCUCAGAGGGAGAGGUAGAUGUGCAUCCUAACCCUGUGAAUGGGAACUCUUCAGAGGAGGAGAAGGAGGAAGAGGAGAAGGAGCCCUGGCCUGAAGACCACAGCAGCUCCAGUGACUACUCCAGUGACUACUCUGACUGGACAGCAGAUGCAGGGAUCAACCUGGAACCUCCGAAGAAGAGCGUGAAGGUGAAAAAGAAGAGCAGCAGCUCUGAGGAGGAUGGAGAGAAGAAGAGAGAGGGAAAAAGAGACAGGAAGAAAGACAAAGCAGACAAAGAUGGAGCGCUACCAAAGAAGAAGCCGCCAAAGGAGAGGAGGAAGAGGGUAGAGUUCCAGGAAGAGGGACUAACUCUAGAGGAGUGGCUUCCGUCAGCCUGGAUCACAGACACAGUCCCUCGGAGAUGUCCCUAUAUACCACAGAUGGGAGAUGAGGUUUACUACUUCCGUCAGGGUCAUGAGGCGUAUGUAGAGAUGACCAAACAGAACCAGAUCUACAGCAUCAACCCUAAGAAACAACCCUGGCACAAGAUGGAGCUACGGGAGCAGGAGCUGGUGAAGAUAGUUGGGCUAAAGUAUGAGGUUGGUCUCCCCUCUCUCUGCUGCCUCAAACUGGCCUUCCUGGACCCUGAUACUGGCAAGCUGACUGGAGGCUCCUUCUCCAUGAAAUACCACGACAUGCCUGACGUGAUUGACUUCCUGGUUCUGCGGCAGCAGUUUGAUGACGCGAGAGACCACAACUGGACCAUAGGUGACAGGUUCAGGUCGGUGAUAGACGAUGCCUGGUGGUUCGGGACUAUUGAGGACCAGGAGCCCUUCCAACCAGAGUACCCAGACAGCCUGUUCCAAUGCUACAACGUCUGCUGGGAUAAUGGUGACACGGAGAAGAUGAGUCCUUGGGACAUGGAGCCUAUCCCCAACGAGGUAGUGUUUCCAGAGGAGCUGGGUCAGAGCGUCCCUCUAACAGAGGAGGAGCAGAGAGAGCUGCUGUAUGUUCCCCUGGAGGGGGAGUGGGGCGCCGCCACGCGGAACCACGAGUGUCAACGCAUCGUCAACGCCAUCGACCAGCUUACCACACUCGAUGUAGCUGUACCGUUUGCCUUGCCAGUAGAUCUCCAGGCUUAUCCUUCCUACUGUACUGUAGUAGCCUACCUCACGGACCUCAGCACCAUACGGUCCAGGCUGGAGAACCGCUUCUACAGGCGUAUGUCAUCGUUGAUGUGGGAGGUGCGUUAUAUUGAACACAACGCUCAAACCUUUAAUGAAACUGGAGCCUUCAUCGUUAAAACGGCCAAGUUCGUCUCUGACCUCAUGCUCAGCUUCAUCAAGGACCCCACUAUGACUGACAUUAUUCCUCUCUACAACACCAUGAAGAAGACUGCUUUCUCUGACACCGAGGAUGAGGAUGAUGAAGACGAGGAUGAAGAUACAGACACUCCUGGAACGUCCACACGAAACAGGAAGGGUCGUGGCGUUGGUCUGCAGCAGCUGCAGCGUCGCGGUGGUGUAAGGCGAGGCCGGCCCUUAGACCCCCAGGCCUGGCGGGGGCGCAGCAAGGAGCUGAUAGACCUGCUCUUCCAGUGUGAAGACUCAGAACCCUUCAGACAACCUGUCGACCUGGAACAGUACCCCGACUAUCUGGACAUCGUGGACACCCCCAUGGACUUUGGGACGGUGAGGGGGAUGCUAAGAUCGGGGGAGUACACCUCUCCCCUGGAACUCUACCAGGACGUACGGCUCAUCUUCAGCAACUCUAAAGCUUACACACCCAGCAAGAAGUCCCGGAUCUACAGUAUGAGUCUCCGUCUGUCUGCGUUGUUUGAGGAACAUGUCAACUCCAUCCUGGCUGACUACAAAGCCACCCAUGGACAGACGGACAGAAAGACGAGACAUAGAGCAGACAGACAAACCAGACACGUGGUGGACAGACAAACCGACAGACAGACCAGACACGUGGUGGAAAGACAAACCGAAAGACAGACCAGACACGUGGCGGACAGACAAACCGACAGACAGACCAGACACGUGGCGGAAAGACAAACUGAAAGACAGACCAGACACGUGGUGGACAGACAAACCGACAGACAGACAAGACACGUGGCGGCCAGACAAUCCGACAGACAGACACGACAAGCUAUGAAGAGGAGGAGGAGUGACUCUCCCUCCAGCAGCGCUGCCUCAAGCCCAGAGAGGAAGAAGCGUGUGUCAUCGAGGGGUGUAUCCAGACUAGAUUCCUUGGCCCCACCCACGGCUCCAGCUGCAGCCCCACAGCGCCCCCCCUCCUUGAGACAGACCCUCCCCAUUCGACAGCCCCUCCCCCUCCUCAAUGGGAAGGCAGAACAACAGAUCCCCGGACGAACACGCAGCGCCAGGACACAAACACCCUCCACAGCAGACAUGCACAGCACUGCAGCCUCCCCUCGUAGCCCCUCACCCCAGGCUACUGCCCACCUGAAUGGCCACAGUAGUCAGGAGACAGUGGGCGUGUCUACAGGUCGGAGGGGACGGAGACCCAGAGCACUGACCCCUGAACCCAGUCCUAGCCCUGCCCCCAAGGGUCGCCCUCCCGGCAGGAAGAGAGGCAGGAAGUCCAAACAGGAACUAGAGGCCAUGAGGAGGGGCCUCCGGCGAAGCUCCACCCCAGAGGACAAGCUCAACCAAUCCACAGGCGACGAGGGCGGGACUUCCUCUGCCCAGGAAGCGUCUGUGCUGUCGGGGGCCGGACUUCCAGGAACGCCACGGCGCCGCGGUAGGCCAAGACUGGUCAGGACAGAGAUAGCCCCUCCCCCUUCCAGCCCCGACCCCUCCCCUUCCCCAUUGAGGAGGAGCAGCCGGCGAAUCAACGACGAGAUGACUCCCCCUGCCCAGUCUCUGCAACAAUCACAGCGCGUGAGGGCAUCGCCACAGGACGAAAACGACGAUGAAGAGGAGGAGGCGGAACAGGAAGGAGAGGGGUCAGCGGGAUCGAUGCGUACGCGUAACCGGGGCCGACGGACGGCAUACUACACGGAGGAGGACUCAGAGGAGGAGGAGCAGAGACAACUCCUGGUUGAAGACUCCUCCCUCACCUUCGGCACUUCCUCCAAGGGGCGUGUCCGCAAGCUCACAGACAAGGCCAAGGCCAACCUCAUCGGCUGGUAACCAUGACAAGCAACCGCCCCGCCAUUAUUAUGGGAUGGUUACCACGACAACCACACCCUGGUAACCACGACAACCAUGCAUUUACUUUGGGCUGGUAACAAAGACAACCCCCCACUUCCAGACCAGAGGAGAAGAUUGGUUCGUCUGACUACGCCAUGUUGUAGAGCAGGCUGCUCCUGGUGUCUCCCCGUCCCCAUACUCUCCCCUCCACACCGUAGACCAGCCUGAAGGUCCUCUCUCAUUGGUCCUUGGAUGACUCUCCCACAAACACCUAGUCUCCUGUGGGGUUUGACUCCGUCUUCUGAACAGACAACCACAUGACCAUGGACACACACACAUACAGACGCUGUAAAAGCUUCCUGUGUCUCCUUAUGUGGUCAACAGGACCGUAGACUGACUCUGCUCUCUGCCUGUUCUCUCUGACUGUCUCUCUGACUGUCUCUCUGACUGUCUCUCUGACUGUCUCUCUGACUAUCUCUCUGACUGUCUCUCUGACUAUCUCUCUGACUGUUCUCUCUGACUGUCUCUCUGACUGUUCUCUCUGACUGUUCUCUCUGACUGUUCUCUCUGACAGUUCUCUCUGACAGUUCUCUCUGACUGUUCUCUCUGACCGUCUCUGCUUGUUCUCUCUGACAGUUCUCUCUGACAGUUCUCUCUGACUGUUCUCUCUGACUGUCUCUGCUUGUUCUCUCUGACAAUUCUCUCUGACAGUUCUCUCUGACUGUUCUCUCUGACUGUCUCUCUGACAGUUCUCUCUGACCGUCUCUCUGACCGUCUCUCUGCUUGUUCUCUCUGACAGUUCUCUCUGACUGUUCUCUCUGACCGUCUCUCUGACCGUCUCUCUGACUGUUCUCUCUGACUGUCUCUCUGACUGUCUCUCUGCUUGUUCUCUCUGACAGUUCUCUCUGGCCGUCUCAAUGUGUGUUCAUGUUUGCAUGUGUGUGUGCACAACACCAAAUGGGUAGGGAGUGUGCAUAACACCAAAUGGGUAGCGAGUGUGUAUCAUAGUGAGUUGUGUGGUGGUUCUAUCCAGAGAGAGAGAGAGAGAGAGCGGAUUGAAGGUUGUGUCUGUAUGAAAGACAGUCCUCAUCAUUAGCAAUACCUGGUGCCUUUCUGUGGGGUUUACCUGUGUGUGGGUGGGUGGGUUGGUGUGGGUGGGUUGGUGUGUGUGUGUGUGUGUGUGAGAGAGAGAGAGAUCUGUGUAGUUUAGUGUACAACCAGUGCUGUCAUAUAGUUUGAUGGAAGUUGAUAUCAGAGUGUAUUCUUGAUAAGAGACGUUGUCAUCUGUCUGUACUAUAGGCCAGAUAUUGUUGUUCAGUUGAAGAUUCAGAGGUUAGCCUGGUCUCGGAUUGGUUUGAGCUAUCCCGUCAUCUCCUUGGUAUGACUGAGAGGCAAGGAGUGGCAUGAUGGCACAAACAGACUGGUACCCAGGCUAUAUAUCUUUAACCCUGUUGUCCAGUUAGCAGAGGGACUAGACACCUUGUAUCAUUUGAAUGAAAUCUAAUUAAAUGUUGAUAUUUCAAAUGUCUGUUUGUAAGGUGAUCACAUCCUACCGAAGGCUGUGGCGGGCAUGAUGCUUCGUCCACCGGUUAUUGUCAUGGAAAAAUACUCUCGGUCUCAUGAUAAUGAACCGUUAAUUAACAUAAAUACAUUUAGCAUCUCCAGGCCUCCGAACAAGCCGCUGAUGCGCGCCUUUCGGGACAUCUACAUUUAAAAGUCAAAUAAAUAAAUGUAAUAUA